UCAAUCAAUGGAUGACUUUUUACCAAAAGAUUAAUCAAUUAACAAUCGUAACUACUCGGUCUUUCUAGUUACGCCUACAAUGACAAGUUAUGAAUAUUAAAACUACCAUGUGAAGCGAUGAUAUUUUAUGACUGACUGCGCUAAUGCUAUGCAUAUUUGUGUUUAUGGAGUGAUUCUUAUUUUCAUACUUUUCGUUAGUCUUCUUAUAUUUGUUUACAAACUCAGACGAAACAGGAAAAUCAAAGUAAAUGGCAAAUCAGUAUUUAUAACAGGAUGUGAUAGAGGCUUUGGUUACCAUAUAGCCAAACAGUUGAGCACUUUAGGAUUCCAGGUGUUUGCUGGUUGUCUAGAUAUUAACGGAGCGGGUGCAAACGAACUUAAAGACUUCUCAAAAUGUGUGCAUCCUGUACAAAUAGAUGUAACCAAAGAACAAGAUGUCUUAGAUGCAUUAAAGUUUGUUGAAGAUACUAUUCAAGAUAAAGGAUUAUGGGCUGUUAUUAACAAUGCAGGUGUAGCAUCUUACGUCGAAUGUGAAUGGUGUCCAUUAGAUGUCUAUCAACGCUUGAUUGACGUGAAUUUAACAGGUGUAAUCAGAGUGACCAAAACAUUUCUACCGCUCGUCAGAAAAACCCAAGGUCGUGUUGUCACUGUUGCAAGUCUGGCUGGAAGAAAUGGAUUGCCAGGUUUCUCAGCAUACACUGCUUCGAAGUUUGGUGUAAUAGGAUUUUCAGAAUGUCUCAGAAGAGAAAUGCAAAAGUUUAAUGUCAAGGUCAUCACAAUAGAACCAAGCAUGUACAAAACAAAUAUAACUGAUGAAAAUAUUAUCAUCGCACAAAACAAGGAGUUAUGGGAAAAGUGUCCAGACGAGAUUAAAAAUGCAUAUGGAGAACAUUAUUUCAACGAUUUUCUUGUUAAAAUAAAGGAAAAUAUACUAGAUUUAACUGCCAAUAAAGACAUUGCGCAAGUAAUUGACGCAAUGGAGGACGCCAUUUGUUGCCAGUAUCCGGACACUAGAUAUGUUCCAGGGUUUCGUACUUCUUUUGAGAGUUUUAUAUAUUCCAUAUUGCCAGUCAGUAUUCAAGACUUAACAGUUUCGCUUGUAAUGAAAUAUGUCAGCAAACCAUGUCAAAUGACUACAUUAAAUAAAAACAAAUAAAACAUU
Molecule: messenger RNA, 1162 nt
Organism: Mytilus trossulus (common blue mussel)
Lineage: Eukaryota; Metazoa; Mollusca; Bivalvia; Mytilida; Mytilidae
Product: short-chain dehydrogenase/reductase family 9C member 7-like
Exons: 5
Coding region: 128-1156 (342 amino acids)
Biological process (GO): steroid metabolic process
Cellular component (GO): intracellular membrane-bounded organelle
Molecular function (GO): oxidoreductase activity
Source: RefSeq, a predicted model, not a curated record